GUCUCUCUGCCUCUCUCUCUCUCUUUCUCUGCUCUUGACAACAGCUGCAUUGUGUAUUGAAAGCAGCAGCUCUAGCAAGUCCUGAAUGAGGCACAGUCCAUUCCAGCUUUGCCUUUGCACCCUGCUUACUUCCUGCCGUGGUACUUUCCAUAUUCAGCUCCUAUGCUAAGCUCUUUUCAAUAUCCUUUUUUGCCUGAGCAUCAUUCAGCAUCUCCGUCUACAUUGGUGCUGCAGUACAGUUGCCUUGCUCCCAGCUUGUUCCUCUUCCCUUUACACAAAGAGGUUGCCUUGCAUGUCGCCGUCUUUUCUCCUUGAAUCUGUUCAUUCCUUUCACUAAUUCAUUGGAAUGAUGACUACUGUCGAGCCUUUGUCUACAUUAUCUCGUUGGUACCUUUAUGCUAUUCAUGGCUACUUCUGUGAAGUAAUGUUCACUGCAGCAUGGGAGUUUGUGGUUAAUUUCAAUUGGAAAUUCCCUGGUGUCACCAGUGUCUGGGCACUGUUUAUAUAUGGUACUUCCAUACUAAUACUAGAGAAGAUGUAUUUGUAUUUGAAGGACAAAUACAACAUUUUUGCUCGCUGCCUCAUAUAUACUCUAUGGACUUAUAUCUGGGAGUUCACCACAGGCUUGGUUUUGCGGCAGUUCAAUGCUUGCCCCUGGGAUUAUUCACAGUUUGACUUUGACUUCAUGGGUCUCGUUACUUUGGAAUAUGCUAUCCCCUGGUUUUGUGCAUCCCUAAUUGUUGAGCAACUUGUCAUCAGGAAUACCUUACGGCUGCGAUAUGAUGAGCGAGCUGAACCUGGCAUAGCAACUACUGCUGCAGUCUAUGCAAACGGACACAUCAAAACCAACUAAGGCCCUCCCACCAUCCCCAACCAGAAAAAAAGCAAUUUUUUUUAAAACCUAAACUAUCACCAUAGACUCGUUUUUUGAGAGACAGUGAAGCUAAGCAGUUAAAGGACAGAUCCUGUAUGUAUGCGUGUAUGCAUAUUUAUGCAUUGUUAUCCAAUUCAGAAAAUAAUAGAUUUUUACUUAGGGGUGGGUGAGUGUGUGUGCAUUUAUUUAUUUUUUAUUUUUAAAUAUAAGUGGCAAAGAUAUCAGCUUUGUUUAUUUAUAUAAAGUAAGGUUGACUCCAAAGCUAUGGCAUAACCAACAUCUCGUCAUGGGACAAUAUUACAAUAUAAUAUGUAAAAUACACUCUGUGAAUGGAAUGUGAAUGGAAUACUCAAAAUUAACUCAUGUAUUUGCUAGAUUAGCUGUACUGGUUUAAUUUAAUCCAUUCUAUAUCUAUUUGCUGAUGGCAUGUAGAGCAUAUGGGACCAGGUUUAACCCUUGCUUUUCCUAAAAGCAUUAGAAAAUUCCAUUUUCAUCAGA
Protopterus annectens (West African lungfish) is the source of this 1372-nucleotide messenger RNA. It is a transcript of the gene TMEM229B, whose product is annotated as transmembrane protein 229B. The record is from RefSeq and is a predicted model, not a curated record. Lineage: Eukaryota; Metazoa; Chordata; Ceratodontiformes; Protopteridae. The transcript is spliced from 2 exons. The coding region runs from base 347 to 853 and encodes 168 amino acids.